Molecule: messenger RNA, 3325 nt
Organism: Misgurnus anguillicaudatus (oriental weatherfish)
Lineage: Eukaryota; Metazoa; Chordata; Actinopteri; Cypriniformes; Cobitidae
Source: RefSeq, a predicted model, not a curated record
GCUGUGUCUUGCUGCUUUUUGAGCUCAAACUUUAAAACCUGACAACAUAUAACCUAAGAAACUUAUCAACCUCAAAAACCAAGGGAACUUUGAAACCGCGUAAGGACGCUCGAGCUUGUAUUCAUGCAUUCGGAUUCUAUUUGUUUAUUUAUUGCGGAUCUGGAGGAGACGCUUGCCCGUUUUGGAUCUAUUUUGAAGUAGGCUUGAUCAAAUGUUUCAUCUUAUUUGAUAUUAUUGACACCAGUGGGUUAUUAGUGCAAGACAAACGCGAAGAUGAGCUGUGGGAAGUGACUGCCGAGCGUCUAUGAAGUAUCGUGCAAACUUUUCGCGCCCGAGUUUAAGCUAUCAGCAAUCGCAUCCUGAGCAUUUUUGUUUUCAGAUGGAUCACUAUCAGUGUCCCCUUCACAGACACUUUUAUAUCUGAUUUGUCACGAGUGAUCCAGCCUUCAGAGUUUGACAGUUUAACAUGGACACAGUGAGAUUUGCCAGACAUUUCAUAUACUACGUUGCAAUCCUUUACUUCAUAUGGAGGAGUGCAGCAGAUCAACACAGUUUUACAGACCACCUACACCAAGCCAAUGGAUUAUCCGAGCUGUGUGUUAUCGAUAAGAUGAUAUGUCAGGAUGAAAAUGCUGUGCUGAGCUUCGAGGCCAUUCGCAGCAUCCACAAAGACAUGGACGAUGAUGCAGAUGGGAGCGUGGAUGUGACAGAAACGGAUGGGUUUCUGAGGGAGGACCUGAAGUACCAGGACCCCAAAGGAAAACACAAGAGCUUUCAUAGAGCAGAUUUGCUGAUCACAGUGGAGGACAUGUGGAACUCAUGGAAAGCCUCUGAAGUGUAUAACUGGACAGUAGAAAAUGUUGAGGACUGGCUCAUCAACUGUGUGGAGUUGCCACAAUAUGCUGAUUCCUUCAGGAAAAAUGGCAUCAGUGGCAGGGGUCUGCCGAGAUUGGCAGUAAAAAACGCCACCCUGCUUUUUGCCGUGCUGAAGAUACCAGACCGCAGUCAUGCUCAGAAGCUGCAGUUGAAAGCUCUGGACAUAGUUAUCUUUGGGCCACCAGUGAUUAAGCACAAUCACUUGAAGGACUUAAUGCUGGUGGUGUCCAUUGUGAUUGCAAUCGGGGGCUGUUGGUUUGCCUACAUCCAGAACAAAAACUCUAGGGAGCACAUGAGCAAGAUGAUGAAGGACCUGGAGGGGCUGCAGAGAGCUGAGGAGAGUCUCCUAGACCUCCAGCAAAAACUACAGAUCGAGCAGGAGAAGCAGCAGACGGUAAAGGUGGAGGAGGUCAAACUAAAGCAGAAGUUACAGGAUGAGAUAGACACGGCCAAGCACGAAGCACAGAGACUGCAAGAACUGCGUAAGGGCACAGAGAACGAACUGAGUCAACAGAAAUAUGCAGAGGAAGAGCUGGAACAGGUGCGCAUGGCUCUGAAGAAGGCCGAGAGGGAGCUGGAGUCCAGGAACAGCUGGUCUCCACCCGAAGCUCUUGAAACAUGGUUGCAGCUUACUCAUGAGGUGGAGGUGCAGUACUACAACAUCAAAAAACAAAGUGCUGAACGACAGCUUAUCUUGGCUAAAGAAGGGGCAGAGAAGAUCAAGAAGAAGAGAGGAACGAUCUUUGGAACAUUUCAGGUGGCUCACAGCUCUUCAUUGGAUGAUGUGGAUCACAAAAUCCUGUCUGCCAAACAAGCUCUUGGUGAGGUGACCGCUGCCCUGAGGGAAAAACUCCAUCGAUGGCAACAAAUCGAGUGUCUGACGGGUUUUAAUAUCACUAAUAAUCCCGGGAUGUCCUCUCUCGCUUCUGCUCUUAAUCUGGACCCUGCGUUCCUGGGCAUCCGGCCUGCCACACCUCAGACCCUACUGUUAUCUGAUGACUUGGAUGAUAUGGAUGAAGACAUGCUUUCCCCAGAAACCCUGCGAUAUGCCGCCUGGCAGAUGGACCGGCGAGUGAGCGACCUUUGGCCUGGGGCAUCCGGGAGCCCAUCCCUUUGGAAACAAUCUGCUCCCAGUCUGACGUCCGUCAGGCCACGACAUGUAGACGCGCUGCAGAACCUGAGCUCACAGAGGGAUCUAAACCGUUCAGAAUCCGAUUCCUCCCUCUCUACGUCCCAGUAUGCGGAAACGCAACCCUCGACUCAAUACAAUAGGUUUUCCAGGUCCAAUGAGGGUUCUUCCACAAACAGCCCUGUACUGCAGAAAAAGACCUUUGGCAUGGAGAAGUGCGUCAGUCUCGGAGAGAUUCACUCUCAGCCAUCUAGCCUCAACUCGGUCGAUUCCGCACGCUCCCUCAUCCAUACCUCUUCUGAGCCGGACGGCUUUCCGGCGUCAGCACGGGCAGGCAGCCGUAGCCCUCACAUCACAACCAAGAAGAACCUGAUGGAAGAGGACAACGGUUCCACAGGAGAAGACACAGAAGGUUCUAGCUCCGGCCGCAAGAAGCACACCUUUACAAGAAUCUUUAAGAGACCAAAGAAAUAACAACAGCACAAACUCCAUGCAAAGAAAAAAUAUGUAUAUAACGAUUUUAUUCACAGGACAUAGAGUGACUUUUUGUCACUGGGAGCAGAUUUUUAGUAAAGUAUAUCGCAUUUUUGAUUUCCUAGUUUGCGUUGUCUAAUGGGAACAGUACCAGUCAUUUGUUGGGAACAGGUAUGAUAUCACUGUACAUUUAUUUAUUUAGAUGCUUCAGAGGCACAAGAUACUUUGUGCAUUUUUUUGGUAAUUAAAAACCUUCACCUUGAGCAUCUGAUUUACAAUCGGCCAGCCCAUGCAAAGGCUUUCACGCACAUUCAAAUGACAUCCUAUCCUGUUGUUUUACAUAGGAUUUGCUUGGACAUCUGUGGUGCUGUUGUAAUGUAUCGCAAGUUCGCAACUCCGCAUUGUGCUGCCAGGGGAUUGGAUUUGGGUUUAACAUGACUAUCUGUAUUUUUAAAUACACGAUUGUAUAUAUGGUAGAAAACCUGAAUGCUUGUGGUGUCACUGGACGGCGGUACUGAAGUACACAGCAUCUGUGUACAUAUAUUGACUGAUGGUUUUAAGGGCUGAAUAUAUCUUUAUAUGUUGUACUGUACCAUAAUUAUGAUCUUUCAAAAUGUUUUACUAUCACUACCUCCUCACAAAGGAGCACAGAUACGACUGGUACCUUUCCCUAAUAUGAAAGCAUUUGCUAAUGUGUGUGUGUGUGUGUGUGUCAUAGACAGUUCUCAUAUUCAUCUGUCAUUCAUGCUCAGCAUGUAACUACAUGCCUACAAGUUCUUUCACAUUCAACAAAUGAGAAAUUUAAAGGGUGGGGGGAUUUACGAAAUAAAGUUGAAUGGUCACAGA